UCAUUCAGUUACAAAAUGUGAGAUGCACAUACACACACACACACACACACACACAUAUUAAGUCAUAUACAUAGAGGAGAGAGUUAGAUACAUACUGACACACAUGCACGCACGCACACACACACACACACACACACAUGCACACAGUCACACUAACGAAUAUUUUUUUUGCACACAGUGAGUCGAAAAUAGUGAGAUGCAAAAAAAAGAAGACGGAUAGGGAGAAAGAGAGAAAUGAGACAAAAAGAAACGAAAAACGACUGUGACAGAGUAACAAAGAACACACACGCACACAUACACACGCACUCACACUCAAGAGAAAGAUAGGGAGACUUAUACUGCACACAUGCAUGUAGAUGUACGUAUAAAUAUAUACACACAUUAGAAUAAGACAGAGCGCACACAUACACAGAGAGAUAGCCAUACACCAAGAUACUAUACAAUAUACACAAACACAUACACACACUGUGUCAGGGAAACAAACUAAAUCACAACGCACACACAAAUAUACACAUACAUCUACACAUACAUGCAUGAAUGCUGAGUGUGAGACAGAGUGACAGAGAAAGAAAAAGAGAGAAUUACAGUUGCCAUCAUUCAUUCAGUUUCUCUCUCUCUCUCUCUCUCUCUCUCACACACACACACACACACACACACACACACAUACAUACAUUUGCGCGUACAUAUAUUUGGAUCAAACCAGAUAGAUACACACACAAACACAUACAUUCACAGACAUUGACUCACACUCACAGACUGACACACGCGCGCAUACACAUACACAUACAUAUGCCAGGCAAAGCUCAGAUACAGAAAUACGCAGUCAGGCACAGAAAUAUACGCUUACAGCCGCAUAUACACAUACACAUAGAGCCAAGCAAACACACACACACACACAGGCACAUCGAGCGAAGCACUCACACAUAGAGCCAAGUUACAGGCACGCACUCUCAUGCAGCCAAGUUACACACACUCACACAUAUAGCUAGGAGCAGAGCCACUCAGUGAAGAAUACACAUUAAUGAGCACACAAUCACAUAAACACACGCUCACACUCACACAGCAGCCAGGUCACACAUAUACAAUUAGCUAUGGCAGCAUACAUAGUAGUCUACACAGUUGCACAGACACAUACACAGUGAGACAUACACAGCCACAGAGAAUUACUGCCAAGCCAGACAGCAGCGCCAUAUUUGCUGCGCUGUCUUUCACAGAAAGGUGAAACGGCGCACCAUAACUGUCGACCCCUACUCAAUACCACCACCACCAGGACAUCACAGAAUAGGACACUCACCCACAUGCACACACAUACAUACACACAUACAUACAACAUAAUAGAGAGAGAAAGAGAGACAUACGCGCGCGCACUUGUACAACAAUAACAGCGACACUGUACAUCGAAUAUAACUAAAUAGUCUGUCUCACCCCCACCAACAUAGCAGACAAUCACCACCACACGACAGUGUAUACAAAUUACGACACCAUAACUGCCGCCGACACUAAUUAUAACACAACACUUUGUACUACACUCGCAACGCACUACCACAGCUACACUGCACAUAUUAACACCAUAACUGUCACCCCCACCAAUUAUGACUCCACACCAGCCACGGAAACACAAUAAUAAUCUCGGUGUUACAUUACGCACUGUCAUCAUACCACAACACUACUAAACACCCCACAACACUGCAUUAUACUACAAACACCGCUACUUUCUGUAUGUCUCCAUAUAAAAUAUGCUGGCCACAUUCAAAUGGAUAUUUAUAGUUCUAACAUCAAUCGGAUUACAUAUAGGUUCUGCUAGAGUGCAUGAGUAUGAAUUGGAUUUGGAAAUAACAACAACAAAAAAAGCGAGUGCAGAAGAAGAUGACAACCAUGCUUACUGCGCAUACUACAACGAUGGUCAAUCUAGCAACGAAGAAAAGACCAAUCAUGACACCAUAAUGCCUGACAAUGUCACCAUCCGGUGUUCUAAGCCCAAUGACUAUUGCUUCUCAUUCUGGUUUAUUUCUUCUGACAAUAGCGGUAACAUAUCUCUCAUCAGACAAGAUUGUUGGAGUUACACUGAAUCUGAGAAGUGCAAAGAUGAAUGUGUCGCUCACUUAAACCAUGCCAAUGUUGACAAAAGGAAUGACACUCCCAUGUACUGCUGUUGCUCCGGUUAUAGGUGCAAUGCCAAUUUCACACACGAAAACAAAUCUAUAAGCAUUCCUCCCCUUUCACCAAAUACAGUUCCUCCUGACAUAGACAAGUUCAGUGAAAACACCAUCCUCAUCAUUAUAAUAUGCUUGUUCGGGGCCGGCAGCUUUAUAUUUAUCCUCAGCUUCUGCAUAUACUGUGUCUACCGGAAACGGCAGCAUCCACUGCCAGAAAUCAUGGAAGAGGCACCAAGUGCACCACCUGGCAUCGACAUUAGUAAUGUGAAGAUGCUGGACGUGAUCGCAAAGGGAAAAUACGGAGAGGUAUGGUCCGGCAAGCUAAAUGGUCUGCCUGUAGCUGUGAAGGUUUUCCACCAUAACCACCGCCAGUUCUACAACAACGAGAAAUAUAUCUAUGCUUUGCCGUUCAUGGAAUUUGACAACCUACUCAAGUUCUAUGGUGCAGAUGAGCUGGUUAACAGUGAAGGGCUGCACCAAUAUUGCAUUGUGCUUUCUUACGUGCCAAAUGGUACACUAAUGAAUUACUUACGGGAGCACGCUGUCGACUGGUCAGAAAUGUGUCGCAUCAUACUCUCCCUCACUCGGGGCUUGGCCCAUCUGCAUCUGGACAUCACCAAGGGAGAUAAGGUGAAACCUGCCAUUGCUCACCGAGACUUCAAUUCAAGGAAUGUCCUCAUUCGACCCAACUUGAGUUGUGUCGUGGCAGACUUGGGAUUCUGCAUGGCAACCAUGGGUUCCAAAUUGAUUCGGAAUGGCUAUUCUGAGAGUGCUGAGCAGUCUUCGCUCACUGAUGUUGGGACUGUACGUUAUAUGGCCCCUGAGCUGCUGGACGGUGCUGUCAACUUACGUGACUGCGAGGCUUCUCUUAAACAGAUAGACGUCUAUUCUUUGGGGCUGGUUCUCUGGGAAAUUGCAUCUCGCUGUUCUGAUCUUUGGCAAGGGGUUCCAGUUCCUGAAUAUAUGCUACCUUAUCAAGCCGAAGUAGGUAUUCAUCCGUCAUUUGAAGAGAUGCAGAUUUUGGUUUCAGCAAACAAGAAACGCCCAUGGCUUCCAGACAUGUGGAAAGACUCAAACGUGGCUAUCCACACUUUGAAAGAAACAAUUGAAGACUGCUGGGAUCAUGAUGCUGAGGCCAGGCUCACUUCAUUUUGUGUCAUUGAAAGAAUCUCGGAUCUGUCUGCAAUGUCUCCUCAUGAUUCUCGAUUAAAAGGUGUGACACCAACUCUGAAUUCUACCUCCACACACAUCACAGUGUCUGAAGAUGCUGCAGGAAUUUCUGCAGUUCAGAGGAAUUGCUACCUUGCCACGUCUAGUGUUACUGCCGAGAAUGGUAACUCCUUGCCAACAGAGAACAGCAUGGCCCCUUUGAUAAGCCAGGGAAGCAGUGGAGAGAAUACUUUAAAUGGACAAGCAAGAAACUCUUGGACACCACAAGAGAAAAGCAUGUCUGCCGUAACAACAGAAACUAUGCUGACUCUUAGCCCUUCCCAGUCUGACCCUCCUCCAGACUACCACAGCAUUGCACCCCAUGGUCCUCCAUUGAGUGAUCCACCACCACACUAUGAAAACGAAACGCAAAUUGGCUACAAUUUCUCCAAAAUACCAAACACAAGCCUUGUGAAUGGUCAGCCACGUAACACAUGGUUGACCCCUGAUAACAUUUCAACAGCGCACACAAACACUGCUUUAUUGUCUUCCUCUGAUUCAGACCCCCCACCGAAAUAUCUGAACAUUAACCAUGCCAAAACGAACACUGUGAUUCAGCCACAUCAGGGUCGAAACCCUACAGUCGAACGUAACACUCACAAAAGAAGCGAUGAAGAGCUGACCGUGUCAGGAAACACUCUGAUUUCUGCCAGCGCCAAACGAGAACAAGAACAAAAGGAGCAAUCUCUAAGUGCACCUACUUCUCAGUUUCAUGACGAUCCUUUUGACAGUGGACCCGACAAUGUAGAAAGUUCUCUAGUCCACAAUGAGACGUUCAACUACCAUCGCAAUGCUCCUAUCCAAUACUUACAAAAUCAAGUACACAGCGAUGGUCCACUUGUACGACCCAAAAUUGCCAAUGUCCCUGGCAACGGAGUACCUUACAGUAAGUUAGCCAUCAAUGAGAAAACACCAAAAUCUAUCUUCAAAUGCAAAAAGCCUAAAGAUUUCACCAGUAGGUUGACACAACUGGGGAAAAACUUACUGUCUCGCAGCAGCCAGAGUAUUGAUGGGAAGCAUGGCCGAGAUAAAAAUAGUCGUCGUUCAACUGAUCGGUCUGGUUACAUCAACCUGAUAGCUUCACCUCAGCAACCGGUUCAAACUGAAGUAUGUCUUCAGAAUGGCAGUACAGUUGUGCUCCCAGUUAGUAACACAGUGUCUUCAUCUGUGAUGACCACUGCAGAGCAGGACAGACUUGGGUUAACAGAAAUGGGUGUGGCAAACACCACAACCAUUCAUCAAAAUGGUCAUAUUCCUACUGGUGCAGUCGAUGCACAAGUUAGAAAUAUAUCUGAUUCCAGUGCAGAUGAUGCACCCAGCAACACAAAAUGUCCACCAGCUUAUUUAAACAAAACAGCUAACCCUGUGAACAGCUGCAAUGAACUGACUGAUAUGAAGUCACAGCGGCCCACAUCCCUUCCCCUCAAAGUCCACAACAACCCACCACCUGACAGUACGGCCCAGUUGCCUGUAAAUCAGACUCAAGCCACGUCAGAUCCCAGCGAAAAGAUCCGCAACCGGAUUAAGACUCCCUUAAAGAUCAAUCGCAACAGACUGUCGUUGUACGAUGACCGUGUCAUGUCGCGGAGCUGUGAAGACUCUGUUACUGAACCGAGCAGAUUUCGACUGAGCAACUCCAGCUACAGCUUGCAACAAUUCGACACAAGCACCACCAACACCAACACUGCAAACAGACAUGACUUACACACAGAACAGUGCUGACACUUAUUACCUCGGUUCCUUUAACGGGUGGAAUCGUGAGAUGAUAAGUUGAUAUGAUGGGUGGGUGGGUGAUCAGGGGGGCCCCCUUCAGUUUCUUCUCAAAGAUCCUGCCAAAGAUUUAACUAUACCAAACUUUAUAUUAUUGUCAAUUUUCGUUUCGUUUUCUUUAUUUUUAUUUUGGCUUCAUCAAACUAAUCAGCGAUUUUUUUUUUUUUUAAAUCUCUUUCAUUUCCUCGUUUUAUCCUACAUUCCCCCACCCUUCAUUGCAUCCCUCCCAUCCAGCUGCCACCCUAAUCUUUUGUCAUGGUUCCUCUUUGCCUGAAAAAAUCUCUAACAAUUUCUCAGUGGUUCACAAACAUUCAGUCUUAGACACACAUAUAUAUAUAUAAUAUGCAUUUAUAUUAUUUGUGUGUGAGUAUGUAUAUAUGUGCAUACCUGCAUAGCAGCAUAUGCACACAAACACAUCCACAUAUACAAACAUACCUUUCCAAUCUGUACAGUAUUACAGACCCAGGAGUGAGUGGGUGAAGCCAACACCAGAUAUGAAGCAGCCUGUUUGUGAGAUGUUUGAUUGAGGAGUUGAAAGAUUAGCUUAUUUCGUGCAGUUGAUAAAACUGAUCCUUUCGAUUGCUACAACAGAUCUGUUUAAACAAACCUAGAACCUUGGGGUUGAAAUUAAUUACAGAAAGACAUAGGGUUGUGUGAGUUUUGAGUAAAAAGGGUCUAUGGUGAAAGUGUUUGGUUUCUGAGGAAAAUGUUCUUUUGGAGGCUAAUUUUCUUACCUUGUUUGUCCACCGAUGAGAUCUAAAGCAGAACACAUGGUCAAGUUGAUAAAAAUGGUGUUCAGGCUAUGACUCUGCAUUUAAAGGGCGCUCAAUUCCAGCCGAAUUUAGUGAUACCUAAUGUGAGAUAUGUGUCUGUGUAUAUGCAUUUGUAUAUGUAUUUGUGUGUGUGUGCGUCAGGGUCACUGUUUCAUGUACCUUUCUUUUUAACUUCUAAGAAUUAUUUUAUCAGACUACCAGUCUCCUUCAAAGCAGCAAAUCAAACCCUUACAAAACCCCUAGAUCAACUUUUCCUAACAACUCAAACUGAUGUCUGAAGCCAUUAGAUCCGGUGAUGGAUUUCUUCUUACCUCUACAAGUUGAUGGCUACUUGAUGGUCCAUUGCUGUCCAUAGAUCUCUCGGAGGGCUUUCAUGCCCUGCCAGUUGUUGUUUGUCCAUAACUAUAUUCAUUGCCAUCCACCAGUUUUACAAGUUGCCACUGAAAAGACUGUGGGGUCACCAUCCACAGAUUUCCUAGCACCACAAAGUCGCCAACUACUCAAACGCCACAACCCUAAACCUCUACAUCUCCUCACUACUAAUAGUAUUACCACCACUACUACUACUACUACUACUACCACCACUCCCAACCCAAGCAAAUCUGCUGCUACCACAUCAACAGCACUACACAUUCACAACUGUCUUUAAAUCAGUAUGAUGAGAAGAACCAGUCAUAAACAUGGUAAUAGCUCUGAAGAGGACAAAACAUGCAAAUAGUCACCUUACAAUAAUCUUCAACAGUUUAUGACAGUUGUUGUUUAGCUCCAGGCCAGACCUGAUCUAAAACUGUUCCAGCCAUGACCAUCCCACCUCUUCUUUUCAGAUGUAGUAUAUCUAGGACUACAUUUAUUGAUGUAUCCUUUCAGUCUUUGUUUUUGUUUUUUUUUUUCUUUCUUUUAAAGACAGUUGGGUGGGAUUUGAAGUCGAAGGAGUUUUGGCUGCCGUCUUCUAGUGGGGCGAGUAACUGCAUAGAAUUUUUCCCUGGGUCCCUUCAUUAGCUCGAGUUUUUUCUGGUAAGAUAAGUAAGUACAUGGAGUGACAGAUUUCUAAGAAAGACAAGAAUUUGGUUGCUUUACAGCAGCAAUGCCAUGUGAUGUUGUAUAAAAGUGAAGAUGUGUUAGUGUUUCCUACUCAAACACAGACGUCGCCAUGUUUGUGACAAAACUACUACAACUACUACAAUUACAACAACUAGCCACCUUCUCUUUCUUCUUCUUCUUCUUCUUCUUCUUCUUCUUCUUCACAUGCUGCUGUUUACACAAACAUUUAUUUUUGAUUUUAUGUUGUUUAUUUUAAAUUCUCUUUUUUUUUUAAAUCUAAAUCUUUUAUUGAUUGUACAUAAAGACUGACAUAACAUCUUUA
Octopus bimaculoides (California two-spot octopus) is the source of this 7271-nucleotide messenger RNA. RefSeq lists its product as uncharacterized. NCBI's taxonomy places the organism in Eukaryota, Metazoa, Mollusca, Cephalopoda, Octopoda, Octopodidae. Gene Ontology annotation, biological process: BMP signaling pathway; cellular response to growth factor stimulus; protein phosphorylation. Gene Ontology annotation, molecular function: transforming growth factor beta receptor activity; ATP binding. The record is from RefSeq and is a predicted model, not a curated record. Gene Ontology annotation, cellular component: signaling receptor complex; plasma membrane.